This is a messenger RNA of Gastrolobium bilobum, 908 nucleotides long. RefSeq lists its product as uncharacterized. Bases 217 to 666 code for a protein of 149 amino acids. The record is from RefSeq and is a predicted model, not a curated record. The transcript has 3 exons. NCBI's taxonomy places the organism in Eukaryota, Viridiplantae, Streptophyta, Magnoliopsida, Fabales, Fabaceae.
UGUGUCACACCCCAUGUACAUACUACUGAAGUACUAAAGAGUAAUCGACUAUGAGACACCCACGUGGCUCGUGUCUUUCACUCGUCCGGUCACGGAGCUUCACAUAAACGGCAGCGCAAACUCCAGAAUCUGUGUUUCACUUUCACUUUCGUUCAGGUUAAGGAUUUCAGAAGAUUUUGUGGAAUGUGGAGGAUUCAGCCCUAGUUUUAAUCUUCCAUGGAGUACGAAUCAGAUAAAAUGAUGCAUGACUUUGUAAGUGCAGGUUCAAGGGAUAAUAAUGAGAGCACUCCUGUGGAGGACAUAUUUGCUGACACCAGUCGUUCUGAGAUUGAUGGCAAAGAUGCUUUGAAAAAUUUUACAAGAGCCUCAGGAGAUGUUGCAGAGACAAAGAUAGCUGAUUGGAAAGAUGAAGAAAAUUGUCAAAAGGGUACACUUAAGGAAAUUGAUGCAUCUGGGGAUGUUAACAUGGAGGCAUCCAUAACAUCUGAUGAUGUUAUUCGGGCUGGAGGAUUUGGUGCCAGAGAUGAUAUCAGUAGCUUGCUUCCUGUUGCCAGUGAUUCUACUGACUUUGAAGCUUCAAUCCGUGAUGCACGAGAUUAUGAAGAACCACAGGGUGAAGUAAGUAGGCCUGGCCUUGGCUGGACUGGUGCUACAAAGGGGGAAUAAAUAUUGUUGCUGUUAUAUGCACUAGUGUUGGCUACUUUUUGUUGUUUUUAACUUGGGGGUGGGGGGUCAUAAUGCGUUUCUGUCUAAUAUUAACUGGUGCUUGUUAAAUUCAAAUGGUCACAUGAUGCUGAAAAAUAUCUUGUUAGUAAUAUUACCUCUAAAUGAUUUUCUUGCAAAAAUAGUUGGUCUGUUAGUUACUGUUUAGUUUGUCCUUGGGAAGGCUAGCAAAAAAUAGAUGAUUU